UAAAUUAAUAUAAUGCACCUCCUCUUAACUUUUCAGCACCUAAACAUGACUUGAUAAACUGAAUUUGACUGCAUUGUAUUAUUAGAAAGUAUGUGGACAACUUUCAAUCUGUCUGUGAUUUGCUUGAUUUCUCUUGAUCUAAGAUAUUGAGAGUAUAAAAAAACUGAAUUGAGCUAAAUGCCUCCCUCCACACUUUAUUCCCUCCCUUUGUUGUUCCAUUGGAGCAAUUAUGACCAAAUCAUAACAAAAAACAGUGGUUUACCUGUAUCUAUGGAAACACAGAUGCAGGUAAACCGCUGCGUCUGUGGUUUAGAUGCAGUGUUACAUUAAUAACAUUGGGAGUUUAGUCCCAGUGAUCUUAAUGUGUCAAGAAUGGAGUUUCAGAGAAUGAGAUGAAUCCAACAAAGGUGAAGAAAGAAGGGAUGGAAAAAGAUGAAGCUUCAACGGAUGACCAUCUACAUCGCUUCAACGUCAAAUUUGGUUCGGAUCCUCAGAAAUACACCAUUGACUGUAAAAAACCACGCACUGUACUUGAGGUGAUAAAAUUGAAGCAUUCCACAAAAUAUGAAAAAGAAAUGGAGAAACCAGGGGAGAAAAAGAGGUUGGAAGAAAACCUCAUCAUAAAGGUGGGUGAAGGGAAUGAUUCCUACAUUGUUGCAACACAUUUCCCUUGUUCUUGUUUAGCAACCGAUGAUUGUCUGACAACAACUACAUCAAAUAAUAUCAUAGAGAAAAAGCAACAGCAGGUCAGAGUUCUCCCAAGAGAAAAAUAUUCUGUUUUCUUCAUAGAUAAAGAAGGAGGGAAGGACACCAAAUCCAAAACUGAUAUGAUAUUUAGAUGUAACAAUAUUCAGCAGCAGUUUAGGUAUUUCUGUGUUUAUGGGAGGAAAGGGAUGACGGUGGAGGAAGCUUUAACACGGGACGGUCGCUUUGUUGAUGGUCUCACAGACUUCACAUUGUCUGAUAACAAGACUGGAGACGUUACAAACUAUACAGAAAUAGUUGACAACCUAGAUGGGAAGGAAUUUCAGAUAUGUCUUCCAAGGAAGGGGAAAACGAAGGCAACAAAUCCACCACAAGUAGUUCAGGAGCAAGACUCGACACAACAGACCAGCCAGGAGCAGCGGCAGGAGGAAAAUGCUUCUGCAUCAACCAAAGUACAGAACAUUGAAGUUACAAAGGUUCUAGAGUAUGCAAGACAGAAGGGUAUCAGUGGAAAGACAUCAAUAGAAGAUUUAAAGAUUCAAAUUGACCUUAAUGAGAUCAAUGACCUUCUGCGGAAGCAGUUCCCAAAACUGAAAGCAUUGAUGGAGAGUAGAUUUCCUGGCCGUUCCUUUGAGGAAACCCUGAAACUGAAACGGGAAAACUUUGGAAAGAUCCAGAAUUCCUUUAGUGAAGUUCACACUGUGAGAGAGCUGCUGAACCUCAGCAAGUCCAUUUGUCUUUUGAUGAUAGAGGAGAAGAAUAAUUCAGGUUUAACCGAGUUAAAGAAAACUGUGCAGGGCACAGGCUUUGUUCUGUUUGACAACUUUGUCCUAACCAAUGCCCACUUGUUUGAACCUUGGGAGAAAAUGAAUAACUGGGUGAACUAUCUGACUGUUACUGCAGAGUUCAGCUUCGAAAGUAAAGGUAAACCAGGGAUGAAAUAUCAGGCUACAGUAGUUGGUGGAACCCAUGAUUUAGAUUUCGCUCUGUUGGAGCUCACCCAACUCCCUGGUCAAGCAGAGGGGCAGAUAAUACCUCCAGGCCUCCUGAAGAUAUUUGGUCCGAUACCAGGUGGUGAUGGUGGGGCUUGUAUUAUUGGACAUCCAGCAGGAGGAGUGAAGAAAAUGGACAUUACAUGUAUCAUCAGGAAAGAGGACAAGGAGCAGGCCGUCAAGCAGAAUUUGGCGUCCCAUGAACCCUUUAUUGUCUGCUCAACUAAUUAUCAGAUCAAAAGAGACACCAAUGCAGAUAUUCAUGUGACCUACAACAGCUUCAUGUAUCAUGGCUCCUCUGGCUCCCCAGUGUUUGAUGCUGUUGGACAAGUGUUUGGUUUGCACUCUGGUGGAUUUUUCUAUAACACGGUGAUUCCUGGUCACAGUGUUAUGGAAUAUGCCUACCCACUGCUUGACAUAUUCAAAAAGCUCCUGGGUGAGCUCCAGAAAACUGACAAGUGGGAUUUGUUGGAGAGAAUUAUGAAUGAAGCAACGGGAAAUCCAUACCUUGAGAUGAUCCUUGAAUCUGUUGGACUGAAACAAACUAAAGUUCAGGCUCUCUGUGUGGAGAAUCGGGAGAGAACGGAUGAAACAGGAGAACAAUCAGAUUAUGUGGAGGAAAUGGACCAAAGUUAGUGUUCAAUUUAGGUGUCAAGAGAAAUGGCAGAUCACAGCACAUGACAUGUUAAUUACAGUUAUAAGCAAACAUCUGGCAGCACAUUGCUGAAUUUCCUUUACAAAUGUUGGUCCUACUAUUUUUAUUUUAUAAAUUGGGUGUAAAACUAAUUUUCGCUUUGGGCCAAAUCAACAUCAUGAAUGCUCUCAAACGGCCAGUUGUGCCAGAAUGUAUUGAUAAAACCUGUUCACAAAAUAUCAAUGAAUUCUUAAAAUUAAAUAUCAUUGAACA
Molecule: messenger RNA, 2604 nt
Organism: Poecilia reticulata (guppy)
Lineage: Eukaryota; Metazoa; Chordata; Actinopteri; Cyprinodontiformes; Poeciliidae
Product: serine protease FAM111A-like
Biological process (GO): DNA replication
Cellular component (GO): nucleus; chromatin
Source: RefSeq, a predicted model, not a curated record